GAUGGACAAAACCGAACCCCGUUCUUAUAUCCCUUGCUCCACACAUUAAUCACUCUAAAAAACCAUUCACUUGCAGUCGAUUCCUUUCCAAUUAGGCCUCAUGGAUGCUGUCAAAUUUUCCCAACUUGCUGCAGUAUCAGCAACUCUCCUAGUCUUUUCUUCAAUCCUAGUAAAUGGACAGAUUAGCACACCAUGCACAACCUCAAUGAUCACCAGCUUCACCCCAUGUUUUAGUUUUAUUACUGGAAGUACCAGUAAUGGUACAUCGCCAACAUCUGACUGUUGCGGUUCGUUGCGAUCGCUAAUGGGCACUGGCAUGGACUGUGCUUGUCUUCUUUUAACUGCCAAUAUCCCUGUUCAGCUACCCAUUAACCAAACUCUAGCACUUUCCCUCCCACGAGCAUGUAAUAUGGGUGGCGUGCCCCUACAGUGCAAAGCCACUGGCUCACCUCUUCCAGCACCAGGUCCUGUCUCAUUUGGACCAACUCCCGCACCCAUAGAUGCUUCUCCUUUUAGCCCCCGAGCUUCUAAAGCGGUGGCAGAAGCUCCAGCACCACAAUCUGAAACAACAAUGCCAUCAACACCCGCGUCUCCACCUCCGGUUGUUGAUGCAGAAGCCCCAACAACAACAACAACAACUUCUGGGAUCCGACCUGUGCUCGUCCCCUCGGCAUCUGCUCCUCCAUCUUAUGCUUCUUCAGGAUCUCUCCUUCUUCUUCUUCUUCUAGGAGUCGCGGCUUUUUAAGUCCUUCUAAUUAAGUUGCUUCCAUUUUUAUUUUUUGUGUUCCAAUUCUUCUAACCCACCAAUAUAGAAUGUGUACUACACCUGAACAAUCACAUAAUUUAUAUUUUUCGUUAAUUAAUAAUUAUUCCUUUUUUUCA
Carya illinoinensis is the source of this 882-nucleotide messenger RNA. RefSeq names its product non-specific lipid transfer protein GPI-anchored 16. Lineage: Eukaryota; Viridiplantae; Streptophyta; Magnoliopsida; Fagales; Juglandaceae. Bases 101 to 745 code for a protein of 214 amino acids. The transcript is spliced from 4 exons. The record is from RefSeq and is a predicted model, not a curated record.